AGAGGGUAAAAGCGGGUACUUAGACGGGGUCAAAAAAACAUGGCUAAACCUCUUGAAAAAGUUUGUCUUAUAUGUAUUGAUGGAUGGGGAAUUAAUCCAAAAGAAAACAGCAAAGGAGAUGCAAUUGCAGCAGCAAAUAUACCUAUUAUGACCGAUUUAAUGAGAAAAUAUAGUUAUAUGGAGCUUGAAGCACAUGGAAAUGCAGUUGGACUUACAGAGGGCUUGAUGGGAAAUUCAGAAGUAGGACAUUUAAAUAUAGGAGCAGGACGUAUUGUAUGGCAAGAUUCAGUUAGGAUUGAUCAUACGAUAAAAAACAAGGGUUUUAUUAAGGUAGAUGCUAUAGUAUCAUCAAUGAAGCGAUGUAAAGCAGGGAAUGGACGAUUUCAUAUUUUAGGAUUGGUUUCUGAUGGAGGGGUUCAUUCUCAUAUAAAUCAUCUUUUUCAUCUUUUAGAAACAGCAAAAAAAUUAGAAUUAAAAGAGGUUUAUAUUCAUUUUUUUAGUGAUGGAAGGGAUACAAGUCCAAUAUCAAGUAUUAAGUAUGUAGAACAGCUUAUGAACAAAAUCAAAGAUAUUGGCAUUGGAGAACUUGCUACUAUAGUAGGACGUUACUAUGCAAUGGAUCGAGAUAAACGCUGGGAAAGAAUUACAAUUGCUUUAGAAGGAAUAAUUUAUGGUAUAGGAGAAGAAAAUAGCAAUGCGAUAGAUGUAAUCAAUAGACGAUAUCAAAAGAAUGAAACAGAUGAAUUUUUAAAACCUAUUAUUAUUAAUAAAAAAGGAUGUAUUUCAGAUGGAGAUACUCUCUUUUUUUUUAAUUAUAGAUCAGACAGAGUUCGACAAAUUACACAAGUAUUAGGUGUAGAUUCGACUUUAACAUCUGUCAAAAUCCCCGAAAAUCUUAGUAUUACAACAAUGACUCAAUACAAAGGGGAUUAUCCAUUUCCUAUUGCCUUUCCUCCUCAAAAAAUGGAUAAUGUUUUAGCUGAAUGGCUAUCAAAAAAAGGAAUAUUACAAGCUCAUGUUGCAGAAACCGAAAAAUAUGCACAUGUAACAUUUUUCUUUAAUGGAGGUGUUGAAAAGCAAUUUGAAGGAGAACAACGUGAUAUGAUUCCAUCACCUAAGGUUUCUACAUAUGAUAAAGAUCCUAAAAUGAGCGUUGAUGCUGUAGCUCAAAAAAUUUCUGAAAGAAUUACUGAAAAUAAGUAUCCUUUUAUCAUGUGUAACUUAGCUCCUCCUGAUAUGGUUGGCCAUACUGGUGUAUACGAUGCUACUGUUGAAGCAAUUGAACAUACUGAUAAGGCUAUCGGAACAAUUUAUAAUACUUGUAAAAAAGAAGGAUAUAUUUUAUUGAUCACUGCUGAUCAUGGUAAUGCUGAGGUUAUGAUCGAUGAAAAUGGUAAUCCUCUUACAUCACAUACAUGUAAUCAUGUUCCUUUUAUCUUAUGUAGUGAAAAUUAUACACUACAAAAACAAAUUGGUGCAUUAUGCGAUGUUGCUCCUACCAUAUUAACUUUAAUGGGUAUAGAAAUACCCGAAGAAAUGACUGGAACCUCUCGAUUAGAAAUACAAAAGUAAUAAUCGUCUGUAUUACAUAAAUUUAAACUAUAUAAAAA
Messenger RNA from Pneumocystis carinii B80, 1610 nucleotides. Its product is annotated as 2,3-bisphosphoglycerate-independent phosphoglycerate mutase. Gene Ontology annotation, biological process: glucose catabolic process. NCBI's taxonomy places the organism in Eukaryota, Fungi, Ascomycota, Pneumocystomycetes, Pneumocystales, Pneumocystaceae. Bases 40 to 1572 code for a protein of 510 amino acids. Gene Ontology annotation, cellular component: cytoplasm. Gene Ontology annotation, molecular function: manganese ion binding. The transcript has 11 exons. The record is from RefSeq and is a predicted model, not a curated record.